Molecule: messenger RNA, 9203 nt
Organism: Stomoxys calcitrans (stable fly)
Lineage: Eukaryota; Metazoa; Arthropoda; Insecta; Diptera; Muscidae
Product: atrial natriuretic peptide receptor 1
Exons: 9
Coding region: 1161-5738 (1525 amino acids)
Biological process (GO): intracellular signal transduction; protein phosphorylation; cGMP biosynthetic process
Cellular component (GO): membrane
Molecular function (GO): peptide receptor activity; protein kinase activity; ATP binding
Source: RefSeq, a predicted model, not a curated record
AAAAUUGCAAAUAUUAAAAGAAAAAAUUUGCCUAUGCAUAUAAAUAUGCAUAAGCCAGUAUUUCGAUGAUACAGCAGUUUAUAAGAAAAAUUAAAAGAGAAAAAAAAAUGAAAAAUAAAAUUGAAAAAAAAUACUAAAUAAAGAAAAAAAAGGGAAAAAUUAAAGGCCGUGGUUUGAAAAAAAAAGUUUAAAAAUAAUUAUAAAACAAAAAUUUUAAGUAAAAAAUGUGGCUUUAAACUCAGAAAAGUGUUUGUUUUUUAAUGAUUUCUGUAAAGAAAAUACCUCUCUUCUCGGUUGACAACCUAUGGCAAUGAAAUACAACUAACAUCUACAAACAUGUAGUAUACACCAAACAAAAAAAUUAAAAACAAAAAAUGUUACAUGUCUAUCUUGUAUUGUAAAAAUAACCCAGAAGCGGCCAAGCAAAGUAAAAUAAAAAAAAAAAAAAAAACAGAAAAUAAAAAGAAUGUCUAUUUUGAAAGAGAGCGCGCGGAAAAAUGCUGUGGUGAAUUCUUAACAGAAACGCACAAAAAUGCUUAUUUGAAACACAAACAAGCUUCGAAAGAAAAACAAACAAACAACAACAAAAAAGAGAAAAAAUCCAAAUAUAUAUGACAACGAAGUUCAUUUCAGCAAAUAUGGCAAAAAUUAUGUGUGGAAAAAAAUUAAAAAAAAAAAAAAUAAACAGCCAUUAAAAAAAGACCACAAAACUACUAUAAGACAGAAUUAAAAACAAAACAAAAAUUAGUGAGUGGAAAAAAUGUAGCGAUAAACAAAAAUUUUGUGAACAACACAAGGACAAUGAACAGAUGAAUGUGUGCAUAAUUUGAAAUAAACUACUACAAAGAAAAAGAAAAUUUGAAAAUUCAACAGAAAACCAAAAAAACUCAACAAAAGAGACCUCCCUGAGGCUAAGUGAUAAACAAUACCAAAAUUUAAAAACAAAAAAAAACAACACUAACCACAAGUUCAACAAGAAAAAAAUAUUAACCAUGAAAAGAAAAAAGUGAUUAAUGCCAAAACAAAAUUCAAAAAAAAAACACAAAAAAAUUAAUGUGAACAAAAAACCAAAAAAGUAAGCCUAGAAUCUCAAAAGCCAACUCUAGCAACUACAAACCACCAACUAGUAAAGCGUAUUUUCUUAGAUUGAACAACAUAAAAUGAAAUUGAAUUUCUAUGUACCUGCUGCCAGUGGAUCUCUUCAUCUUCUAUUGCUGCUGCCAUUGUUCCUCAACAACCACCCGCUUAAUGAUGCCCACUUGCUGCGCAAAGUAUCCAGUGAUCCCAUGGCCGGCACUGAGAUGAUACAGGAGUUUAGGGCACCCAACUGGGCCCUCUAUGCCAAUGAUACCACAAUUCCUAGAAAGAAUUUAGUAUUUGCUGUCCUCUUGCCCAGCGUUGAGUUGGACAAUAAGAAUGACUGUGUUAUGGUCAAGGUUUUGGCUGUGCUGGAGCUGGCCAUUCAUCAUGUGCAGCGUCGCCUGGGCUUUGCCCACAAUGCCCAAAUUGAUAUAACCCUGAUAUCGAGGGAUACCAAUUGCUCUUCGAUACAUGGGCCCAUAGGGUUCUUUGAAAUCUACAUGGAGCGAGAGGAGAUAAAUGCUGUCAUGGGUCUGUCCUGUGAAUAUGUUUUGGCUCCGAUCUCCCGUUAUGCUGGCGCCUGGGGCAUACCCGUACUCACCUCGGGCGGCAGUGCCAAAGAUUUUGGCAAUAAAGCCUCAUCCUAUCCCACCUUGACUAGGCUGCGAGGCUCUUUGGCCAAUAAUUUGGGCAAUGCCAUGCUGGGCAUUUUGGAUAGUUUCAAUUGGACCCGCACCGUGUUGAUCUAUCAGAAUGAGGACACUCAAACCAAAGGCAACUCGGUGUGCUUUUUUUGUGCCGUAGUCGUGCACGACAAAGUGCACUCGGAGUAUCAGCAAGCAUUGGAUACACAGAAAUGGAGCAAAGAGACCAUAGUGCUAUUGCUGAGGACACUGUCCAAGAAGGCGAGAGUUAUUAUUAUGUGUGCCGAUCCUCAAUCUAUACGAAAAAUAAUGUUAACAGCCGAAGAGUUGAAUAUGAUUGACAGUGGUGAAUAUGUUUUCAUAAACAUUGAGCUAUUUUCGAGAGUUCCCUACUUGACAUCACAGCCAUGGUAUGAUAAAAAUGAUACAGCCGAGAACAAUGAACGGGCCCGCAAAGCCUACACAGCCAUGUUGACUGUAACACCCAAACAGCCGGAUGAUGAGGAAUAUACCAAAGUAUCGAAUGAGAUUAAAGCAAUUGCGGAAGCCAAAUACAAUUAUACGUUCCAUGACAACGAACCCAUAUCGGUGUUUGUAACGUCCUUUUUCGAUGGCGUACUGCUCUAUGCGAAUGCCUUGAAUGACAGCAUACGUGAGGAUCCCAGUGUGCUGACGCGUCCCAUAAAUGGCACGGAUAUGGUGCGGCGUAUGUGGAAUCGCAGUUUCAUGGGUAUUACCGGCAACGUGACCAUUGAUGGCAAUGGUGAUCGCAUAUCAGCAUACUCGCUAUUGGAUAUGAAUCCCACUACAGGAAGAUUUGAGAUAGUGGCCCAUUUCCAACACAACAAAUUGGAGUAUGUGCCAGGGAAGACCAUACAUUGGUCGGGAAAUCGCCUGGAGCCCCCCUUGGAUAGGCCAGUGUGUGGUUACGAUGGCUCCUUGUGCCCGGAUAAUUCUUUACCCGGAUAUGCCAUAUUGUCUUUGGUCUUGGGUGUGGUGGUCGUCAUCAUGAGCGUUUGUUUCUUUUUCGGCUAUCGCCAUUAUAAAUCCGAGGCAGAAAUCAACUCCAUGGCCUGGCGUGUUUCCAAAGAUGAUGUCAUCUUUCACAAUUCUGCUGGCCGCUGUUUCCGUGGCUCCCUGCAUUCCCUGGUCAAGCACAAUUCACAAAUGACCCUGAUGUCCGACGAUAUGGGUUCUCUAAGUGGUGAUCGUCAAAUCUUUAUACCCGUAGGCUUAUUUCGAGGCUGCAAAGUGGCCAUUAAGACGGUAGAUGAGCGCAACAGCAUAACCCUAACACGUUCGCUGAUGCUGGAAUUGAAACGCAUGAAGGAUUUGCAGCACGACCAUUUGGUGAAAUUCUUUGGUGCUUGCCUAGAACCGUCCAAGAGUUUCAUUUUAACUGAAUAUUGUCCCAAGGGCUCCUUGCAGGAUAUUUUGGAAAAUGAACAAUUUCAAUUGGACUGGAUGUUCAAGCUGUCGCUAAUGCAUGACAUUGUCCGGGGUAUGCAAUUCUUGCAUAACUCCGACAUAAAGUCACAUGGCAAUUUGAAAUCAUCCAAUUGUGUGGUGGACUCGAGAUUUGUAUUGAAAAUUUGUGAUUUCGGUUUACAUACACUAAGAAGAGCCACAGCGGACAAAGACAAUGAUGUGGAGAAUUGCAAUAGUCAUUCGUAUUGGAGUAAGCUUUUGUGGACAGCACCGGAACUCUUAAAAAUGGAAAAUAAUCGCCCACCCGAGGGUACACAAAAGGGCGAUGUCUAUUCGUUUGCCAUCAUUGUCCAUGAAAUAAGCACCAGACAGGGACCAUUCUAUUUGGGCAAACUGGAUGAGAAAUCGCCACAAGAUAUUAUUUAUUUGGUCAAAGGAUAUCCACAUUUGUUACAAACACCCUUUCGUCCGCAGUUAGCGGAAAUACCGCGUGACUACAAGGAAAUCAAUGGUGUCAUGCAGAAAUGUUGGUCCGAAGAUCCCACGGAGAGGCCAGAUUUUAAUUCACUGAAAUCGAUUAUCAGAAAUAUUAACAAGGAUAAUGAAACCGGCCAUAUUGUGGACAAUCUCUUGAAACGCAUGGAACAGUAUGCCAACAAUCUGGAAGAACUAGUGGAGGAGCGCACUCAGGAUUACAUAGAGGAAAAGAAGAAAUGCGAGAAGCUGCUCUACCAAUUGUUGCCACAGAGUGUGGCCGCCCAGUUGAUUUCCGGCGAACCCGUGGUGGCUGAAACCUUUGAUCAGGUUACCAUAUAUUUCUCAGAUAUUGUCGGCUUUACCGCCAUAUCAGCUGAGAGUACUCCCAUGCAGGUGGUACAAUUUCUCAACGAUCUCUAUACCUGCUUUGACUCAAUUGUGGAGAAUUUCGAUGUCUACAAGGUGGAAACUAUAGGCGAUGCUUACAUGGUUGUUUCCGGCCUGCCCAUACGGAAUGACAAUCAGCAUUCCCGGGAAAUAGCCCGUUUGGCUUUGGCUCUUUUGGAGGCUGUGCAUAAUUUUAAGAUACACCAUAGGCCCAAUGAUAGAUUGAAACUGCGAAUUGGCCUGCACACGGGCGCCUGCGUCGCUGGUGUGGUGGGCCUGAAAAUGCCUCGCUAUUGCCUAUUUGGUGACACUGUGAAUACAGCCUCCCGCAUGGAAUCGAAUGGGGAAGCCUUAAAGAUUCACAUAAGCGAGAAGACCAAAAUAGCCCUGGAUGCAUUUGGUACUUUUAUAACAACAAAGCGUGGCUUUGUGCCCAUGAAGGGCAAGGGAGAGAUGUUAACCUAUUGGCUGGAGGGUGAAAUCCCCAAAGUCGAAACACCCAUUUCGCCCCAAAAACUUAUGUUGUCGCGUAGAUCUUCGCUGAAGCAAGUUGCACGCAUGGGCCUGCUGCACAAACAGAACUCGGAAGCCCUACCAUUCCCAGCAAACUAUCAGCUGCAGCAACAAUUGGACCUGGAACGCUCGGUUAGCCGGCAGAAUUCCCCCAAUCUGAGGGUUAAGCGCAAGAUAUCCUCUUCGUCGCCCAAACUGAAUGGUAGUGAUUUUAAGACUGAUGAUUUUUACAAUUAUCUCGGGAUGAAUGCCAAGAACAGCAUGAAGCUCUCGCCGCCCCAUAGUGAUAUUUACAGCAGUAGGUCGCUAAAAGAUGACCCCAAGGAGGGAUGUUGGGAAUUGGCCAACUUUCGCCUGCCUCUGUCGGGUGCAUUGAAAACACACAAUAAUUCCAAGCACAGCUACACCCAGCUAUCGUCGACUCAAUCCAACUCGAAUCUGACGGGGUUGCUGCAGCCGGCAGCCUCCAGGUUGAGAAUGAAAAACUCUCCCACCAUCUCCAGCCUGAUGAAUAACAGCGAGACAGCCAGUUUGGGCAGCUCAACGCGUAUUAAAUUCAAUGUUAGUGAAACUCCGGAGGAAACACAAAAUCUCGUCUCUUCCAAUGUCUAUGAGGAUGACGAAGGUGAAGCCGAAGCAGAAGCUGUGGCAAGUAGGGUGAGCAAACGUGAAGCACCCAAAGCAGAAAGGAAGUCUGUGGUCAUAAUGUCACCCUUCAGUAAUGGAGAGCAUUUCCAACGUACACAGACGCCACCAGCAACGUUAAUGAAUCACAAUGAACUAACGGCGACCGCUAACCACGAUCAGCCGCAUCAGCAAAACCACCAGCUAACGAAUGCUGGACCAUUAUACCCGCCUCUAAAUGCCAUAAACACCUCCUUGAGUAACUCCAAACCUGCAAUGGGUGGUGGCCACACCAAUAAUUUGGUGCAGGCCAACAAUUGCAAAAACAUAAAUCAGUACUUUGCCAAUAACUCAUCGAAUACUCCUCGCGGUGCUGAUAUUGAGGACGACGAAGUUGCUCUCACAUCACCCACAUUUCCCAUAUCCGAUGAAGGUGGAGGCAGUGUGGCCAACGUUGGUAGUUGCGGUAAUGCCACUACAGUCACAGCGCCAGUCCAUAACCGCCACAUAAAUCGCAAACACCAUCAGUCCGCGCCCUCAAGCAAUGCGGUAACGCAACCGUUGUUGGCCAAAAUUAAUUCAUAGCAAUAAAUGUAAAAUUUAUUUAUUUACAUCUGAAAAAUGUAAAAAAACCUCAAACAAUAUGGCAAGUCUAAGGGGAAAAAUGCAACUCUGCUCAUAUGAAGGCUAGAGGCAACCCCCGAUAUGGUAAUUGGCUAAUAGACAUUUAUCCCAUUAGCCGAACUUAGAAUGGAUUUCCAAGCGCUUCGAUCUUCUGCGCUCCCUGUUCAAUCUCUGACACCAAAUUUCAAGAUGUCUUUCACCACUUGAAUGGAUAUGGUAACAGGACAUUAGAUAUGGAUAUGGUAACAGGGAUGACAAAACUUCUAUGAACUGCGUAAAAAUUCUGUUUACAUUAAUCUAUUCUCUCAGUCAUUAAGAAACGAACAUUGCGCAGACAGUAUUUAAUUUUGGACUCGAAAUAUAGAAAGAGCUCAUACUAAAGCCUAGUACUUAAGCCGACAACCAAUGAAUUUUGUGAUAAGCUUAAAUUAGAGACUCAAUCUCACCGCCAUCGCUCGCUUGAGAAAUUUCGAAACUUUUUUUACGAACAUUCCAUUCAUUCACUCAAUUAGUUUGUCGCCCAAUUCGGUGUCUCGUUAUAGUUGAGUCCUAUGGAAGUAACGCCGAGUAACACUUCUUGCAGAGUUGAUUUGCAUAUCCAAAAUUGCUCACUAACAUUCCAUUGAGGAACAAGAGGCAAACUUCUUACAUAUCAACGAGUGCUGCCGGAUUCAAGUUUUAGCUCAAUGAUUUGGAAUCUCCUUUUUAUAGCCUAGUCCGAAAGGAGGAGCAUCUCUUUUAGAGUUUUUACAUGACAAAUGUCUCCACAGAAAGUUACUUUUCUGAUGUUCACGCUAGGAUUCAAACCCAGGCGUUUAGAGUCAUGGCGGAUAUAUAAACCUCUGACCUUUAUAUAAACCGGUGGCCUUCCUUUCCCACAAUUACAAUCUAACAUGCGCCUACUCUAAUCAAUGCAGGGUAGAAAGGUACAAGAGGAUCGAAACGACUACAGGGGUUGGCUAAGGGUAAGUUGAAAGGAUGAAUGAACAGAAGUCUGAGAGAAGAAUGAAAGAGGGAAUAGGACUCUAUAUUAAGGAACGACAAAAGAAGGUUGAAAGCAAACGAAGGUUCACUCCCACAUAACUCCGUGUGUCCAUAUCAGCAACCCACCUUAGACAUCCAAGUGGAAAAUAUUAUCCUUCUGCAUAUCGAGUUUCCUCAGCCAAAAAAAAAACAGCGAUGCACAGUUCAGCUUCAAAUUCAACAACGCCCCAUGGUACAGACCUUUUCGAACCUAUGAUUUCGAAUUCGGAUAGUUCCUACCUAGAAUAUCCCUCGGCAUGAGUAGAAGGCGCACAGUGUCUCAUGGUUUUUAUGCUCUGUAUUCUUUUCCCAAGCCAACAGCGAAUUCAGAACUAGACUUAGGUAUUCUGCUUGCUUUUGAGAUAGGAGUGAAAAUUUUGAUUGAAAAACGCCAGCUCUGCCUCUCAUACUAAUUCCACUCAUCGUUACCCAAUCCGAUACUCCACCAAAUAUUAUUUCAUGAUCUUAUUAAUCGCUGAAAUCAAUUAGCUGCACAACAGCGAGAAUAGUGCUCCUUAUAUCCUUGCUAUUGGCACCAACCAUACAAUCUCCCAAGUUCGAGUUAGUAAUCCUGCUGUAUAGCACCAUUGGGAGAUGUUAUGAUGGAACCUAAUUAAGAGCAUUUCUAAAUGCCGCCAUGACAUCCCGGAUACUAACCCUCCAUAGUUCGGACUAUGGGUGUGCAGGCAUCCCUACGUAAUGGGACGUGGCGCCCCCGCUCGACAGGGGCGGGUAUGGGGGACAUGGGAACGGACGAGAAAAAACUGCUUCUGUCUGAGAGAAGACUCGACUCUCGCCGGUUUACUAAACUGCCCUAGAGGCAUGCGAGUUGUACCAGUCCACCUUUGUUCUCAAUCCAUUGCUCGCAGCCCGACUCGAAAGUCUUUUUAAAGACCUUUCCCUAAUCUUACUUAUCUCUCUUACUGUUAUCUCAAAAGCAAGCGGAAUAACUAAGCCUAGUUCUGGAUUCGCAGCUGGCUGGGGAAGACUCGACUCUCGCCGGUUUACUAAACUGCCCUAGAGGUAUGCGUCUUGUACUAGUCAACCUUUGUGCUAAGUCCAUUCCUCGCAGCUCCACUCGAAAGUCUUUUAAAAGACCUUUCCCUAUUCUAACUAAUCCUUCUAUCUGAGAGAAGACUCGACUCUUGCCGGUUUACUAAACUGCCCGAGAGGUAUGCGAAUUGUACCAAUCCACCUUUGUUCUCAAUCCAUUGCUCGCAGACCGACUCGGGUCUCGUCAAAGACCUUUCUCAAUCUCACUAAUCGUUAGUAGCGAUUUGUCUCUGGCUAGAAUCACGAUAGCGAGGAGAACACUCAUGCUUAGGAAGAUGAUCUUUUCACCCACCUUCUGAUCAUACAAUCUCCCCUAUACGAGUUGAUAAUCCUGCUCCAUAGCACUAUUGUGGAAUAUAAAAGUGGGCUCUGGGACUUUGGCGUCAAGCUGCGAUUGCCAAUACUAUAUCCACGUUUUAAAAAAGCGCCUGAAUAUUAUGGAAGGCCCUUUAGCUGGAUAGACCCUUUGAUUCUUCGAACUGCUUCGUUGAAGACCUUCCUCAAUAAACUGCACUUGUACUCCAGUUCUAGCCAUUACAGGAUAACUUCAAGAAUCCCCUGCAAUAUUGAAGAUACCAUAGCAUCCGCUCCAGAAGAAUCGUCCGAAAGGCGUGUACUGCCCCUCACUAUCUUCUUCUCCUUAACAAUCUCCCCAAUGAUAUCAUAUACAGUGGCAGAUUUUAAGGUUUUUACGAUAUUGUUCCAUUAACAGCCGACUUAAUACUGAAUUUCUUGAAAAUGCGUCCCCAUUAGAAACUCCGUAAACAGUGGUCCUUCUAUUGGAGACCAUUAGUCAAAGUUCUUUGGUCAAAAAAUUCCAUUUUGUUUCUUAUAAAACUUGGAGUGCUAGGAUGAUACUAUCCAUACCUAUCUUGUCCUAGCCGACGAUAUCCUCGAUUAUAUCAUCCGCAGUUGCAGUUUCUGUGAUUAAUUCGAUAUUGUGAUCGCCAACCUCAUACUGGCUGCCUGAAACAUGCGUCUCCGUCAGUAGCUUCUCAGUUAACUGAUUAUCCACAAUGAAAACACCAUCGUUCUCUCUUAGGAAGCUCCAAUGUUGACUGGUUAUUGCAGUUCAAAGUCCCAUCGUCGUUUCUCAGAGAGUUUGGCGUUCUUCAAUCAUAUCGCCUAUAUCAUCUUGUCUUCGCCAACAAUGUCCUAGAUUUGAUCAUCAGCGGUUUCAGUUUCAUGCGUCUCCGUCAGUAGUUUCCCUUGAUAUUCUCGUUGAAAAUCCCAUGCUCUAUCUUAGAAUGCCGGGCGAGCUCCAUACCAUGUGAUUGGAUUGACUUUGAUUAAGAUAGCAACCUGCAAUCAGACAUCUGGCCUUCUAGUUCUUUCCGUUGAACAAAAGAG